This is a messenger RNA of Nycticebus coucang (slow loris), 1840 nucleotides long. RefSeq names its product methyl-CpG binding protein 2 (gene MECP2). NCBI's taxonomy places the organism in Eukaryota, Metazoa, Chordata, Mammalia, Primates, Lorisidae. Gene Ontology annotation, molecular function: methyl-CpG binding; double-stranded methylated DNA binding; chromatin binding. The record is from RefSeq and is a predicted model, not a curated record. Gene Ontology annotation, cellular component: nucleus; heterochromatin. Gene Ontology annotation, biological process: negative regulation of transcription by RNA polymerase II. Bases 526 to 1707 code for a protein of 393 amino acids. The transcript is spliced from 4 exons.
GCUCCAUAAAAAUACAGACUCACCAGUUCCUGCUUUGAUGUGACAUGUGACUCCCCAGAAUACACCUUGCUUCUGUAGACCAGCUCCAACAGGAUUCCAUAGUAGCUGGGAUGUUAGGGCUCAGCAGUGUAGUCUGAUGCUGACUUACCAUCAUGCAUUUCAUCGUCCCUCUAUCGGAUUUCCCAAUGGUUUGUUAUUAAAAAUACUGCGAGAUUGAACUUCCUCAUGUGCCAGUCUUUUUGAAGAACAGCUGCCUAGACUUGGAGUUGCUGGGAAGAAAAGUCAGAAGACCAGGACCUCCAGGGCCUCAAGGACAAACCCCUAAAGUUUAAAAAAGUGAAGAAAGAUAAGAAAGAAGACAAAGAGGGCAAGCAUGAGCCUCUGCAGCCAUCAGCCCACCAUUCUGCUGAGCCAGCAGAGGCAGGCAAAGCAGAGACAUCAGAAGGGUCAGGUUCUGCCCCGGCUGUGCCAGAAGCUUCUGCCUCUCCCAAACAGCGGCGCUCCAUCAUUCGUGACCGGGGACCCAUGUAUGAUGACCCCACCCUGCCUGAAGGUUGGACACGAAAACUUAAGCAAAGGAAAUCUGGCCGCUCCGCUGGGAAGUAUGAUGUGUAUUUGAUCAAUCCCCAGGGAAAAGCCUUCCGCUCUAAAGUGGAGUUGAUUGCGUACUUUGAAAAGGUAGGCGACACAUCCCUGGACCCUAAUGAUUUUGACUUCACGGUAACUGGGAGAGGGAGCCCCUCCCGGCGAGAGCAGAAACCACCUAAGAAGCCCAAAUCUCCCAAAGCUCCAGGAACUGGCAGAGGUCGGGGACGCCCCAAAGGGAGUGGCACUGCCAGACCCAAGGCAGCAACAUCAGAGGGUGUACAGGUGAAAAGGGUCCUGGAGAAAAGUCCUGGGAAGCUGCUCGUCAAGAUGCCUUUUCAAGCUUCACCAGGGGGCAAGGCUGAGGGGGGUGGGGCCACCACUUCCACUCAGGUCAUGGUAAUCAAACGCCCUGGGAGGAAGCGAAAAGCUGAGGCUGACCCCCAAGCCAUUCCCAAGAAACGAGGCCGAAAGCCUGGGAGUGUGGUGGCAGCUGCUGCUGCAGAGGCCAAAAAGAAAGCUGUGAAGGAGUCUUCCAUCCGGUCCGUACAGGAGACUGUCCUCCCCAUCAAGAAGCGUAAGACCCGGGAGACAGUCAGCAUUGAGGUCAAGGAGGUAGUGAAGCCCCUGCUAGUGUCCACUCUUGGUGAGAAGAGCGGGAAGGGACUGAAGACCUGCAAGAGCCCUGGGCGGAAAAGCAAGGAGAGCAGCCCCAAGGGGCGCAGCAGCAGCACCUCCUCGCCCCCCAAAAAAGAGCACCACCAUCAUCACCACCACUCAGAGUCCCCAAAGGCUCCUGUGCCGCUGCUCCCACCCCUGCCCCCACCCCCACCUGAGCCUGAGAGCUCUGAGGACCCCACAAGCCCCCCUGAGCCCCAGGACUUGAGCAGCAGCGUCUGCAAAGAGGAGAAGAUGCCCAGAGGAGGCUCACUGGAGAGUGAUGGCUGCCCCAAGGAGCCAGCUAAGACUCAGCCCGCAGUCGCCACCGCCGCCACGGCUGCAGAAAAGUACAAACACCGAGGGGAGGGAGAGCGCAAAGACAUUGUUUCAUCCUCCAUGCCAAGGCCAAACAGAGAGGAGCCUGUGGACAGCCGGACGCCCGUGACCGAGAGAGUUAGCUGACUUUACACAGAGCGGAUUGCAAAGCAAACCAACAAGAAUAAAGGCAGCUGUUGUCUCUUCUCCUUAUGGGUAGGGCUCUGACAAAGCUUCCCGAUUAACUGAAAUAAAAAAUAUUUUUUUUUCUUUCAGUAAA